AUGUCUGAGACUACGCCAGACCACGACCCGCCCAGGGUGAACGAGCAGAAGCUCACACCAGCCGAGCUGAAGAAGAGAGCGAAAGCUGAGAAGCAGGCCAGAAGAGCUGCCCAGAAAGAUCAGAAGCCGGAGGAGGAAGGCCCACCACCAGCGGCAGAACCGGCGAACGGCAUCAAUGGGGAAUCGAAGACGCCUCAGAAGAAUAGCAGUGCGCCUCAACAACAGCAACAGCAACAGCAGAAGCCGAAGGCCGAGAAGCAGCAAAAGGCACAACAGCAAAAGCCGGGCAAGCAAGGCGCACAAGAAGCUGAACCCCAUCACAAGCGGACAGGCUCACAACAGAUGCCGCUCCGCAGAAGACCUUCGCAAUCAGGCGCGCAGCCGAAGGCGCCCGUUAAAACGAAGAAGGACAACAAGCAGGUCGAGCUGUUCAGCCACUUAUACACACAGCCGAGACGGCAUACCAUUGAAGGUGUCUCCAAGGACGUCCACCCUGCUGUCCUGGCUCUCGGGUUCCAGAUCAGCAGCUACGAGAUAUGUGGCAGCAGCGCACGCUGUGUGGCGAUGCUACUGGCGUUCAAGGAGGCCAUACAAGAGUACACCACACCUGUCGGCACCUCGCUCGCACGGCAUCUUACAUCACACUACCUCUCACCACAGAUCGACUUUCUAAAAUCCUGCCGGCCGAUUUCAGAGUCCAUGGGAAAUGCUAUUCGGUGGCUCAAGAAGUUGAUCGUGGAGAUUGAUCCAAGCACGCCGGAGCAGGAAGCCAAGGAUGAGCUUUGCGAGAGGAUUGAUACUUUCAUCCGCGAGCGCAUUACUGUCACUGAUCAGGCUAUUGCUGCUUCAGCCUGCCAGCAGAUCAAGAACGGCUCUGUUGUCCUCACAUACGCCAAGAGCUCGAUCGUCGAGAAGACGAUACUGGAGGCUCACGCGAAGGGUACGCAGUUCCGAGUCAUCGUCGUCGACUCCAGGCCGCUCCUCGAGGGCAAGCGCCAAGCCACGACUCUGAUGCACGCCGGCCUAGAAGUCGAAUACGUGCCAUUCUCAGGCAUCCCACACGCCGUCAAGCAUGCCACAGUGGUGUUGCUAGGCGCACACUCCAUGCUCUCCAACGGCUGUCUGCAAUCCCGGAUUGGCACAGCUGCAGUGGCGAUGCAUGCCACGAAGCGCGACAUCCCGGUCAUCGUCUGCUGCGAGUCGGUCAAGUUCAGCGGCAAGGUUGCACUGGACAGUAUUGUGCUCAACGAGGUUGCGCCAGCUGAGGAGUUGCUCUUACCUUCCAAGCCCACCCCGUCGAGGCCAGCUCCUAAGGACAGCAGCGAGGACGAAGCAGAAGCAAAGCCGAAGACACUGGAAGACUGGAAAGACAUCCCGCAUCUGCAACUGCUGAACCUGAUGUACGACGUCACGCCGGCAGAGUACGUUCGGAUGGUCAUCUGCGAGUAUGGGAGCUUGCCGCCGAGCUCGGUGCCGGUUGUGCAUCGGCUGGCUAAUGAAGGUAUGUAA
Messenger RNA from Saxophila tyrrhenica, 1509 nucleotides. RefSeq lists its product as uncharacterized. The transcript has a single exon. The record is from RefSeq and is a predicted model, not a curated record. The coding region runs from base 1 to 1509 and encodes 502 amino acids. NCBI's taxonomy places the organism in Eukaryota, Fungi, Ascomycota, Dothideomycetes, Mycosphaerellales, Extremaceae.